UAGCAUUCACUAUACAUUCAAGAAUUCGAGUUGGGUACCACGUAGUGCGUACUUCUGAAGCAUCCUUUCUAACACAAUUGUGAGUGAGGAGUGGACAAUACCAGCGUGGAAAUGAAGUGUAUUGUGUGAUUCAGUAUUUUUCUGAACGAGAUUGUGAAAAUUAGGUGAUCGGUGUGGUGUUCAGAGAGAAAUCUUCGAGUUUGUGCGGCUGGAUUAAAGUAAACAAGGUGAGGAUUUAACUAUUGUUUUCAACCUACAUCAACUGAAGAGCCAUGCUCUGGAUCCUCCUCUUCCUCCUUUCCCUCGGCUCGAUCCAGGCCCUUCCCCAAGGCGCCCCGACCAAGGUAUGCCAGACCAUGAAGCCGUUCCACGGAGGAGGCAUCCCUCCUCAGCAGGACAUUGCUCCAUACUCAAUCUACAUGCGUCGGUUCAACGGUGGCGUUCUCGUGACGCUCAUAUCCGACCUGGGAAUCCCAUUCCAAGGUUUCAUGCUCCAGGCCAGGACGCCCAACCGAGAGCUCCUGGGAGUGUUCCAGCCCCGAGGAAACGGCAGUCACACCAUCGACUGCGCGCAGUCUGGGGACACCCUCACCCACAACGACGCCAACAACAAGGCGAUGGUGGAGGUCGAGUGGCACCCGCCAGAGGGGUACGAGGGCCCAGUGGUCUUCAACACGACCAUUGCGCAAAAUUACCAAACCUUCUGGGUCGGGGUGGAGUCCCGGACUUUGAAGGUGAGUAAGGGGUUCACAGACGACCCCAUUUCGAACAUCCCGAGUCGGAGACCAUCGUCCUCCACACCGCCCAGUUUUUCCCCCGAGAUUAGGGAAGUGGAGACUGUGUUUGAUCCCUUCUAUGAAGGCUGCGGUGUCACCAAGCUGUGUUUUGGCGCACCGGCCAAUUGCAUCAACUCGAAGAAUUGCAAAGCCGUUGUUGGCGUGAUUGUGAGUGGCGAUAAAUACGAGUUUGAGAUGAAAGCGACGGGAAAUGCCGGAUGGGUGGGUGUGGGGCUCUCGGAUGAUGAUAAGAUGGGAGAUGAUUCGGUUAUUGAGUGUGUGAAACGGGGGAGCAACGUUGCUGCGUUCAUGUCGUGGACCAGUGGGCCUCCUAGUUAUGGGGCUGCGAGACUUAAUAAUCCACAAUUGGGCAUAAAACUGGUGAACGCGAGCAUAAUCAAUGAUGUUUUGUACUGCAAGGUAAUGAGAGAUGAGAGGACGAAAGUUAGGGGGAAAAUUUUUGAUCUUGCUAAUGAAAAGUACCACAUUCUUGUAGCGUCCGGCUCGCAAGUCAGUCCAAAUUCUGUGGCAUUCCACGACCUUGCCUUUCUGGCUAGCGGUAACAAGCAAUCACUUUCGGACGUGUCAGCACUGGCUGCGGCUUCCAAACUUUUAAUCAGACUUCAUGGUUCUUUCAUGUUGGCUGCUUGGAUCGGUACUGUUUCAGUGGGAAUACUUUUAGCACGUUAUUACAGAAAUACGUGGGUUGGGAGCAGCUUGUGUGGAAAAGACCUUUGGUUUGCUUGGCAUCGAAUGUUUAUGGUGCUGACCUGGGCCUUGACUGUGACCGGGUUUGUCUUGAUUUUUGUCGAACUGAGAGCUUGGUCAGCUGAGAAAAACCCGCACGCUAUUUUAGGGACUGUUACAACGAUUAUUUGCUUUAUCCAGCCGAUUGGGGCGUACUUUAGGCCACAUCCUGGCACUCCGAAGAGACCUGUUUUUAACUGGAUUCAUUGGCUGGGAGGCAAUGUGGCACAUAUUAUCGGAAUUGUUACAAUUUUCUUCGCUGUUAAGUUAACAAAAGCCGAAUUGCCGGACUUUGUGGACUGGAUUUUGGUGGCAUAUGUGGCCUUCCACGUCAUAAUUCAUUUAAUUUUAUCGGUGGUGGGGUGUAUUUCCGAAAAAUCGUUUGAAAGACGAGUGACUUCCUUCCCCAUGAAAGAUUUAGGUGGUUCUGGACGCAGUUCGGCGUAUGCGGACAGAAGCGGUGACGCUCCGUACUCCGGUUUCCGCAAGUUUAUCUUAGCCGUUUACAUUGUAAUAGUGCUAGCUAUCGUCGUUGCAUUGAUUGUCAUAACAGCCCUAGCACCCAUCGAAGAAUCUUGGAAUAAUUUGCGAAACUCGAUGAUGAAUGCCAAAUAAGACAUUACCAGAAAGUACCAAAUAAUGGCACUAUGCAUUAUGUUAAUGACUGAUUAUUUUUUAUUGUGAAUGUUUUACAGUAUGCGAAAAGCUGUGUACUUGAUAGGUUUAGUUGAAUAAAAUGUGACCACUCCGUACUAAGCGCUACAAUUUUAGAAAAUUACUAACUGCUUUUGCAUUGACGAGAAAAUUUUGCAAUCUUAUGUAAACAGGUUACCUUCAUUGGACAAUCACGCACUUUUAUGUAACAGGUAUUUUGUAAUAAUUUAUGUUUAUGAUUACUGUUUUAAUUAUUAUUUGUUAGGUAGGUAUUUUUAAUUGUCAGGGGAAACCUGAAUUAGAUUAAAAUUUAAAUAUAUUUGUAAAUAAAGCUAUUAAACAUU
Messenger RNA from Tribolium castaneum (red flour beetle), 2521 nucleotides. RefSeq lists its product as uncharacterized. The record is from RefSeq and is a predicted model, not a curated record. Gene Ontology annotation, molecular function: transmembrane ascorbate ferrireductase activity. NCBI's taxonomy places the organism in Eukaryota, Metazoa, Arthropoda, Insecta, Coleoptera, Tenebrionidae. The coding region runs from base 273 to 2138 and encodes 621 amino acids. Gene Ontology annotation, cellular component: membrane. The transcript has 9 exons.